AUGUCCACUAAAGCGUCUAAACAUCGCAAAAGCGUCUCGUUCUCGGAGGAUGAAGAUGAACAGUGCUGGAAAGAGGAGAACGGCGGUGUGGACGCACAUCACAUGAAAUCCGUCAAUACAGUGAGCGAUUCAUCGGGAUAUUACCGCUACAACAUGAAAGUCUCGGAUACUUUUCUCCAUCGCAGGAUGACUCUACCACGAGAAAAGGGUCGUCGUCAGGCAGUUCGUGGGCCAGCUUUCCUGUUCAAUGCCCAUGGCAGCAGUCUUACGGCAGAAGAAGAACGCUUCCUGGAUGCAGCGGAGUAUGGCAACAUACCGGUGGUCCGUAAGAUGCUGGAAGAGCCCUCCAUGCUCAAUGUGAACUGCGUCGACUAUAUGGGACAGACUGGACUACAGUUGGCCGUUGGCAAUGAGCACCUGGAGGUCACCGAGCUGCUCUUGCAGCGAGACAACCUGGCCCGUGUUGGGGAUGCGCUCCUGUUGGCUAUUUCCAAAGGUUACGUGCGUAUCGUAGAAGCCCUGCUGGGUCACCCAUCCUUUGCAGGUGCAGAGCGACUGACUCACAGCCCCUGUGAGUUGCAGGAGGAUGACUUCUAUUCUUACGAUGAGGAUGGCACACGAUUCUCUCCCGAUAUCACGCCCAUAAUCUUGGCCGCCCACUGCCAGAAGUAUGAGGUGGUGCACAUGUUGCUUUUGAAAGGAGCCAAGAUCGAAAGGCCGCACGACUACUUCUGCAAAUGCGCCGAUUGCACAGAGAAGCAAAUGAAAGACUCGUUCAGCCACUCGCGGUCCAGGAUGAAUGCGUACCGUGGACUGGCGAGCCCAGCGUACCUCUCACUCUCCAACGAAGACCCUAUACUGACCGCUCUUGAGCUCAGCAAUGAACUCGCUAAGCUGGCCAACAUUGAAAAGGAGUUUAAGGAUAAAAAGAACCGUUACAAAGAGACAUCACAGCACAAUGGCUUCUUUCUGAAUAAUUACAGGAAGUUGUCUAUGCAGUGUAAAGACUUUGUGGUUGGCGUUCUGGAUCUGUGUAGGGACACUGAGGAGGUGGAAGCCAUUCUGAAUGGAGAUAUCUCAGCAGAGCUUGAGGAAGGGCAGCAUCAUCGCUCCCUGCUCAGCCGAGUCAAACUGGCCAUUAAAUACGAGGUUAAGAAGUUUGUGGCUCAUCCAAACUGUCAGCAGCAGUUGUUGACGAUCUGGUAUGAGAAUCUGUCUGGUCUUCGGGAACAAACCAUUGCCGUAAAGUGUCUGGUAGUUCUGGCCGUGGCAUUGGGACUCCCCCUGCUCGCUGUGGGGUAUUGGUUUGCCCCAUGUAGUAAGCUUGGUAAAGUACUGCGGAGUCCUUUUAUGAAGUUUGUUGCCCAUGCGGCCUCCUUCAUCAUCUUCCUUUGUCUGCUGGUGUUCAACGCAUCUGAUCGCUUUGAAGGCAUCACCACUCUUCCCAAUGUGACCGUAACGGACCACCCACUUCAGAUCUUCAGAGUCAAGACCACCCGCUUCACAUGGACAGAAAUAAUGAUCAUGAUCUGGGUAGCAGGAAUGAUGUGGUCGGAGUGUAAAGAGCUAUGGACGGAGGGCCCGAGGGAAUACGUCAUGCAACUUUGGAACAUUCUGGAUUUCGGGAUGCUGUCCAUCUUCAUCGCUGCAUUCACAGCUCGGUUUUUUGCCUUCAUGCAGGCCAUGAAAGCCCAGGAGUAUGUGAAUGAGAAGAUCCAUGCAUCAGACCUCUCGCUGGUCACUCUACCAUCAGACAUCAAGUAUUUUACAUACGCACGAGACAAGUGGCUUCCAUCAGAUCCUCAGCUAAUAUCAGAGGGUCUGUAUGCCAUCGCCGUGGUCCUGAGCUUCUCUCGUAUCGCCUACAUCCUACCGGCCAAUGAGAGCUUUGGCCCGCUCCAGAUCUCCCUAGGCCGCACUGUGAAGGACAUCUUCAAAUUCAUGGUCCUCUUCAUCAUGGUCUUCCUUGCAUUUAUGAUUGGCAUGUUCAUCCUCUACUCCUACUAUCUGGGGGCAAAGGUUAAUCCUGCCUUCACCACGGUCGAGGAGAGCUUUAAAACUCUGUUUUGGUCCAUAUUCGGGCUGUCUGAAGUGUCCUCUGUGGUUUUGAAAUAUGAUCAUAAAUUUAUCGAGAACAUUGGCUAUGUGCUGUAUGGAAUAUACAAUGUAACCAUGGUGGUGGUUCUGCUUAACAUGUUGAUUGCCAUGAUAAACAGCUCCUACCAGGAAAUAGAGGAUGAUGCAGAUGUGGAGUGGAAGUUUGCCCGGUCUAAACUCUGGCUCUCAUAUUUUGACAAUGGCAAGACUCUCCCCCCUCCCUUCAGCAUUGUCCCCAGCCCAAAGUCCUUCUAUCAGUGCAUAAAGAAACUGGUCAACCUGCUCCGUUGUCAUCAACGGCACCUGAAGAAAGAUGUGGAGCAGGGCAUGGACAACUCCAAAUCCAGGCUGAAUCUCUUCACCCAAGCCAGUAUGAGAUUACCAGAGUCUCACAGCUUCAACAGCAUCCUUAAUCAACCAACACGCUAUCAGCUAAUUAUUAAACGUCUCAUCAAACGCUACGUAAUGAAAGCACAAGUGGACAAGGAGAAUGAUGAAGUGAAUGAAGGUGAGCUGAAGGAGAUAAAGCAGGAUAUUUCCAGUCUGCGAUAUGAACUCUUGGAAGAAAAAUCCCAGGCCACAGAAGAGCUCUCUUUCCUAAUACAGAAACUCAGUGAUAAACUCAACCCACGCCCUGUCCUUACACACUGA
This is a messenger RNA of Xyrauchen texanus (razorback sucker), 2748 nucleotides long. RefSeq names its product short transient receptor potential channel 3-like. The transcript has 13 exons. Lineage: Eukaryota; Metazoa; Chordata; Actinopteri; Cypriniformes; Catostomidae. The record is from RefSeq and is a predicted model, not a curated record. Gene Ontology annotation, cellular component: cation channel complex; membrane. Bases 1 to 2748 code for a protein of 915 amino acids. Gene Ontology annotation, molecular function: store-operated calcium channel activity; inositol 1,4,5 trisphosphate binding; protein binding. Gene Ontology annotation, biological process: manganese ion transport; calcium ion transmembrane transport; regulation of cytosolic calcium ion concentration.